Colletotrichum graminicola M1.001 is the source of this 1107-nucleotide messenger RNA. RefSeq lists its product as uncharacterized. Bases 1 to 1107 code for a protein of 368 amino acids. Lineage: Eukaryota; Fungi; Ascomycota; Sordariomycetes; Glomerellales; Glomerellaceae. The transcript is spliced from 2 exons. The record is from RefSeq and is a predicted model, not a curated record.
AUGGCCCCCAAUAUUACGCUACCAGCCAUCCCUGAAGAAGAGGAGGACUGGGAGGACGCUUCCUCUUCCUCGGAUGAUACCUGCAACGAAAACAACGAAAACAGCCAAGACAGUGAACGGCUCUCACCCCCUCCGGGGCUCCUCUUUCCCCACGAAAUGGCUAGGCCUCCGUCUCCGCCCAUCCACGCGCCGCGCCUUCGCCUUCUUUACCACUCGCAAACCUGGGACACCCAGGUCUACAUGCUCAAGGACGGCAAGGUCCUCAAGGAGCGCGCGUCCUUUCCCAGCCUCAGCCAGGGCUACUUUGGCGCCGUCGAAAUGAACGAAAAGCUUCGACACUGGUUCCGUGUACUCCCCCAGCAGCUCGGGGAGAUGCUCGGCAGCGACCACCCCUACCUCUCCCGCUUCGCUAUCGCCAUGGCGCCCCGCCAGUACAUGCUCAUGAGAGGCAGCGGAAACUCGGACCACCUCCCCGACCAGCUCGUCGAGCCCUUUCCCGAGAUGAAGGGCCGGCUCGUCAUGGAGCGCGUGCGGCCUGUCAAGCCGGCCGUGAUGCGGGUCCUCAUCGACAAGAUCAUCAGCCCGGCGCUCCAUCGCAGGGCCAUCGCCAACCCCGAGAACUACAACCUCCACCCAAAGGCCUGGCUCGGCUUCGAGCAGCCCCCCGCCGUCAGGGACAUGCUUCGGAACCACCCCAACCUCUCGACGCGCCCGGCGUACCUCAACGAGCUCGUGCGGUUCAUCGGCCGGCGCGGCGUCCUCGAGCUCGCGCGGGAGAUGGGCACGGCGUUGGCGGUGAUCCACUACGACCUGAACAAGGACGCGCACGACAUCAGGUUUCGGAUCGGCUACAACCCCGCCCUCGACAAGGCCAAACUCUGGGUGUGCGGUCUGGGGUGCAUGAGGGACCUGAAGAAGAACGAGCGCUUCUAUCCCCGCCCCGGCGUCGGUCACGGCGUGUUUGACGCGUUCUGGGCGGCGUACGUCCUGGCGAGCGAGGGGAUACUGCAGUGGCGGAUGGAGAAUGCAGUCGAGGGCUCGGACAAGGACGCGGGAUUGCGGAGUUUGAUGAUCAAGGUGCUGCUUGAGCAUCUGGAUAGCCUCUAG